Sorex fumeus (smoky shrew) is the source of this 18549-nucleotide messenger RNA. It is a transcript of the gene AHNAK2, whose product is annotated as AHNAK nucleoprotein 2. The coding region runs from base 1 to 18549 and encodes 6182 amino acids. The record is from RefSeq and is a predicted model, not a curated record. NCBI's taxonomy places the organism in Eukaryota, Metazoa, Chordata, Mammalia, Eulipotyphla, Soricidae. Gene Ontology annotation, cellular component: costamere; cytoplasm; nucleus. The transcript has 8 exons. Gene Ontology annotation, molecular function: protein binding. Gene Ontology annotation, biological process: regulation of RNA splicing.
AUGUGCGACUGCUUCCACGUGGUGCUGCCCAGCUGGGCCGGAGCCCCCGGCAGCGCUGCCGGCCGGCGCCUUCAACCUGAGGAUCUGGACCUCGAAACUGAGAACUCUGUGACAGAGGGGCCUGGGGCUGAGAUCAUUCGGCCCCGACCGCAGGGCUCGUCCCCAGUGUACGAGUGCACCGAGGGCGUCGGCGUGGGCCUCCUGGAAGACGAAAGGGGCAGCCGGAGAGCCUGGCGGAAACGGGACUCGGGGGACUCGCGGACCUUUUCCAGGAUGAGUCGCACAGAGGUGGGUGAGGGUGCGGAGGCCACCACGCUGAAGACCGAGGUGGAGGCGGGCGCGAGCGGCUACAGCGUGGCGGGCGGCGGGCGCCACGGCCUCUUCGUCAAGCAGGUGCUCAAGGGCUCCACCGCGGCCAAGCUCUUCAGCCUGCAGGAAGGGGAUCAGUUGCUCAGCGCCACCAUCUUCUUCGAUGACAUCCGGUACGAAGACGCGCUCAAGAUCCUGCAGUACUCCGAGCCCUACAAGGUGCAGUUCUGCAUCCGCCGGAAGCUUCCUGAGGCACAGCAAGCCUGCCAGCAGGAGCAGGACGUCACCACGGAAGGCCUUCUGGACACGCCCACGAAGACGCUGGAAGGAGAAGGGGACCAAGAGCGGCUACUAUCGAAGACCCGCACAGGCAGAGGGCGAAAGGCCCAGAGGGAACGGCUGUCGUGGCCCAAAUUCCAGGCCAUCAAGAGCAAAGGCCGCCCGGGCCCCAGGAGGUCACACAGCUCCUCAGAAGCCUACGAGCAGGGAGCCGACGGAGACGUGUCGCCCACCAGCACGGACACAGAGGCACAGCUCCCUGACGACGCGCAGGAAAUGAAGGCAGGCAGCAAGGGCAGACGCAGGAAAGGUCUCAUAAACCUGAGAUUCAGGAAGCUCUCGGGAAAGGCGGGGUGCGCAGGCUGGCAGCGGGCCAGAGGGGCCCAAGGAGGAGAGGAGCAUGCGGGGCUCCAGGGGGAGGCUGAGGCCUGGAGCGACGCGCAGGAAGAGAGCAUGACUGGAGUGGCGGAAGAGACACGGCAGAAAGCAGCUGCCCCAAAAGGUCGCCUGAGCACGGAACAGCGUGCAGAGUCAGCUCAGAUGACUCAGGGGGACAACAGAAAAGCCACAGAGAAGAAACACAGAAGAGAAGGGUGGGAACAACACGAGCCACACCUUGGCAAGGAGGACCCCAUGGGGACAAGGAAAGGAGACAGGAGACCAAGAGGGGCAGGGCAGAGCGAGCCGAAAGACGUGCUGGAGCUGGAGCAAGAGCUGGCGAGGCUGUCGCUAAAAGACAAGACGCAGGAGACAAGCAGUGGCACAGUCCUGUGGGGGACACCAGUUCGAUUCCCAAAGCUAAAAACUCCGAAGUUCAGAGUCAAAGCAGAGGACAGAGAAGAAACAAGGACCAAGAGAGAGAAACCAGACCAAGAAGAAAACUACUUAGAAAAAACAAAACAGGAAGGAAGAGAAAAAGAAACUAAUGUCAAAGAAAACAAGGACGGGGAUGAUAUCGCCCUGGGAGGCAAGGACGUGGGGGCCAGGGACAGCAAGUUCAAGAUGCCCAGGUUCAAGAUGCCGUCCUUUGGGGGCUCCGCAGCAGGCAAGGCCUCCGUGCACAGCGACGUGGACGUCACCUUGCCAGAGAUGCAGCCCGAUGUCUCCCUGCCCUCUGCCCAGGGAGAACUCAAGACCGGGGACCUCAGCGUCCAGCUCCCGUCCCUGGACGUGGACGUCGCGUCCGGCGUCAAGGCCGUGCAGCUCCCCGACGUCGAGGUGCCUGAAGCCACACUCCCCGACGUGGACGUCAGAGGCGGCCUCAAGAGCCACCUCCCUAAGAUGAAGACACCCAGCUUCAAGGUGCCCAAAGUCGACUUCAAGGGCCCCCAGGUGGACAUCACGGCCCCCAAACUGGAUGUGAAAGGCGCCAAGGCCGACGUCAGCACCCCCAGCGUGGAGGUGAAGCUGCCCACAGUUGACGUUGACAUUCGGACCCCUGAGGCCACGCUGGAGGCGGACAUAGCCCUGGGAGGCAAGGACGUGGGGGCCAGGGACAGCAAGUUCAAGAUGCCCAAGUUCAAGAUGCCCUCCUUCGGGGGCUCCGCAGCAGGCAAAUCCAUCGAGGCCUCCAUGCACAGCGACGUGGACGUCACCUUGCCAGAGAUGCAGGCCGAUGUCUCCCUGCCCUCUGCCCAGGGAGAACUCAAGACCGGGGACCUCAGCGUCCAGCUCCCGUCCCUGCACGUGGACGUCGCGUCCGGCGUCAAGGCCGUUCAGCCCCCCGACGUCGAGGUGCCCGAAGCCACACUCCCCGACGUGGACGUCAGAGGCGGCCUCAAGGGCCACCUGCCCAAGGUGAAGACACCCAGCUUCAAGGUGCCCAAGGUCGACUUCAAGGGCCCCCAGGUGGACAUCACGGCCCCAAAACUGGAUGUGAAGGGCGCCAAGGCCGACGUCAGCACCCCCAGCGUGGAGGUGAAGCUGCCCACAGUUGACGUUGACAUUCGGACCCCUGAGGCCACGCUGGAGGCAGACAUCGCCCUGGGAGGCAAGGACGUGGGGGCCAGGGACAGCAAGUUCAAGAUGCCCAAGUUCAAGAUGCCCUCCUUCGGGGGCUCCGCAGCAGGCAAAUCCAUCGAGGCCUCCAUGCACAGCGACGUGGACGUCACCUUGCCAGAGAUGCAGCCCGAUGUCUCCCUGCCCUCUGCCAAGGGAGAACUCAAGACCGGGGACCUCAGCGUCCAGCUCCCGUCCCUGGACGUGGACGUCGCGUCCGGCGUCAAGGCCGUUCAGCCCCCCGACGUCGAGGUGCCCGAAGCCACACUCCCCGACGUGGACGUCAGAGGCGGCCUCAAGGGCCACCUGCCCAAGGUUAAGACACCCAGCUUCAAGGUGCCCAAGGUCGACUUCAAGGGCCCCCAGGUGGACAUCACGGCCCCAAAACUGGAUGUGAAGGGCGCCAAGGCCGACGUCAGCACCCCCAGCGUGGAGGUGAAGCUGCCCACAGUUGACGUUGACAUUCGGACCCCUGAGGCCACGCUGGAGGCGGACAUCGCCCUGGGAGGCAAGGACGUGGGGGCCAGGGACAGCAAGUUCAAGAUGCCCAAGUUCAAGAUGCCCUCCUUCGGGGGCUCCGCAGCAGGCAAAUCCAUCGAGGCCUCCAUGCACAGCGACGUGGACGUCACCUUGCCAGAGAUGCAGGCCGAUGUCUCCCUGUCCUCUGCCAAGGGAGAACUCAAGACCAGGGACCUCAGCGUCCAGCUCCCAUCCGUGGACGUGGACGUGGUGUCCGGAGUCAAGGCCAUGCAGCCCCCCGACGUCGAGAUGCCCGAAGCCACACUCCCCGACGUGGACGUCAGAGGCAGCCUCAAGGGCCACCUGCCCAAGGUGAAGACACCCAGCUUCAAGGUGCCCAAAGUCGACUUCAAGGGCCCCCAGGUGGACAUCACGGCCCCCAAACUGGAUGUGAAAGGCGCCAAGGCCGACGUCAGCACCCCCAGCGCGGAAGUGAAGCUGCCCACAGUUGAGGUUGACAUUCGGACCCCUGAGGCCACGCUGGAGGCGGACAUCGCCCUGGGAGGCAAGGACGUGGGGGCCAGGGACAGCAAGUUCAAGAUGCCCAAGUUCAAGAUGCCCUCCUUCGGGGGCUCCGCAGCAGGCAAAUCCAUCGAGGCCUCCAUGCACAGCGACGUGGACGUCACCUUGCCAGAGAUGCAGGCCGAUGUCUCCCUGUCCUCUGCCAAGGGAGAACUCAAGACCGGGGACCUCAGCGUCCAGCUCCCGUCCCUGGAUGUGGACGUCCCGUCCGGCGUCAAGGCCGUGCAGCUCCCAGACGUCGAGGUGCCUGAAGCCACACUCCCCGACGUGGACGUCAGAGGCGGCCUCAAGAGCCACCUCCCUAAGAUGAAGACACCCAGCUUCAAGGUGCCCAAAGUCGACUUCAAGGGCCCCCAGGUGGACAUCACGGCCCCCAAACUGGAUGUGAAAGGCGCCAAGGCCGACGUCACCACCCCCAGCGUGGAGGUGAAGCUGCCCACAGUUGACGUUGACAUUCGGACCCCUGAGGCCACGCUGGAGGCGGACAUCGCCCUGGGAGGCAAGGACGUGGGGGCCAGGGACAGCAAGUUCCAGAUGCCCAAGUUCAAGAUGCCCUCCUUUGGGGGCUCCGCAGCAGGCAAAUCCAUCGAGGCCUCCAUGCACAGCGACGUGGACGUCACCUUGCCAGAGAUGCAGGCCGAUGUCUCCCUGCCCUCUGCCCAGGGAGAACUCAAGACCGGGGACCUCAGCGUCCAGCUCCCGUCCAUGGACGUGGACGUCGCGUCCGGCGUCAAGGCCGUGCAGCUCCCAGACGUCGAGGUGCCUGAAGCCACACUCCCCGACGUGGACGUCAGAGGCGGCCUCAAGAGCCACCUCCCUAAGAUGAAGACACCCAGCUUCAAGGUGCCCAAGGUCGACUUCAAGGGCCCCCAGGUGGACAUCACGGCCCCAAAACUGGAUGUGAAGGGCGCCAAGGCCGACGUCAGCACCCCCAGCGUGGAGGUGAAGCUGCCCACAGUUGACGUUGACAUUCGGACCCCUGAGGCCACGCUGGAGGCAGACAUCGCCCUGGGAGGCAAGGACGUGGGGGCCAGGGACAGCAAGUUCAAGAUGCCCAAGUUCAAGAUGCCCUCCUUCGGGGGCUCCGCAGCAGGCAAAUCCAUCGAGGCCUCCAUGCACAGCGACGUGGACGUCACCUUGCCAGAGAUGCAGCCCGAUGUCUCCCUGCCCUCUGCCAAGGGAGAACUCAAGACCGGGGACCUCAGCGUCCAGCUCCCGUCCCUGGACGUGGACGUCGCGUCCGGCGUCAAGGCCGUUCAGCCCCCCGACGUCGAGGUGCCUGAAGCCACACUCCCCGACGUGGACGUCAGAGGCGGCCUCAAGGGCCACCUGCCCAAGGUUAAGACACCCAGCUUCAAGGUGCCCAAGGUCGACUUCAAGGGCCCCCAGGUGGACAUCACGGCCCCAAAACUGGAUGUGAAGGGCGCCAAGGCCGACGUCAGCACCCCCAGCGUGGAGGUGAAGCUGCCCACAGUUGACGUUGACAUUCGGACCCCUGAGGCCACGCUGGAGGCGGACAUCGCCCUGGGAGGCAAGGACGUGGGGGCCAGGGACAGCAAGUUCAAGAUGCCCAAGUUCAAGAUGCCCUCCUUCGGGGGCUCCGCAGCAGGCAAGGCCUCCGUGCACAGCGACGUGGACGUCACCUUGCCAGAGAUGCAGCCCGAUGUCUCCCUGCCCUCUGCCCAGGGAGAACUCAAGACCGGGGACCUCAGCGUCCAGCUCCCGUCCCUGGACGUGGACGUCGCGUCCGGCGUCAAGGCCGUUCAGCCCCCCGACGUCGAGGUGCCCGAAGCCACACUCCCCGACGAGGACGUAAGAGGCGGCCUCAAGGGCCACUUGCCCAAGGUUAAGACACCCAGCUUCAAGGUGCCUAAAGUCGACUUCAAGGGCCCCCAGGUGGACAUCACGGCCCCAAAACUGGAUGUGAAGGGCGCCAAGGCCGACGUCAGCACCCCCAGCGUGGAGGUGAAGCUGCCCACAGUUGACGUUGACAUUCGGACCCCUGAGGCCACGCUGGAGGCAGACAUCGCCCUGGGAGGCAAGGACGUGGGGGCCAGGGACAGCAAGUUCAAGAUGCCCAAGUUCAAGAUGCCCUCCUUCGGGGGCUCCACAGCAGGCAAAUCCAUCGAGGCCUCCAUGCACAGCGACGUGGACGUCACCUUGCCAGAGAUGCAGCCCGAUGUCUCCCUGCCCUCUGCCAAGGGAGAACUCAAGACCGGGGACCUCAGCGUCCAGCUCCCGUCCCUGGACGUGGACGUCGCGUCCGGCGUCAAGGCCGUUCAGCCCCCCGACGUCGAGGUGCCCGAAGCCACACUCCCCGACGUGGACGUCAGAGGCGGCCUCAAGGGCCACCUGCCCAAGGUUAAGACACCCAGCUUCAAGGUGCCCAAGGUCGACUUCAAGGGCCCCCAGGUGGACAUCACGGCCCCAAAACUGGAUGUGAAGGGCGCCAAGGCCGACGUCAGCACCCCCAGCGUGGAGGUGAAGCUGCCCACAGUUGACGUUGACAUUCGGACCCCUGAGGCUACGCUGGAGGCGGACAUCGCCCUGGGAGGCAAGGACGUGGGGGCCAGGGACAGCAAGUUCAAGAUGCCCAAGUUCACGAUGCCCUCCUUCGGGGGCUCCGCAGCAGGCAAGGCCUCCGUGCACAGCGACGUGGACGUCACCUUGCCAGAGAUGCAGCCCGAUGUCUCCCUGCCCUCUGCCCAGGGAGAACUCAAGACCGGGGACCUCAGCGUCCAGCUCCCGUCCCUGGACGUGGACGUCGCGUCCGGCGUCAAGGCCGUUCAGCCCCCCGACGUCGAGGUGCCCGAAGCCACACUCCCCGACGUGGACGUCAGAGGCGGCCUCAAGGGCCACUUGCCCAAGGUUAAGACACCCAGCUUCAAGGUGCCUAAAGUCGACUUCAAGGGCCCCCAGGUGGACAUCACGGCCCCAAAACUGGAUGUGAAGGGCGCCAAGGCCGACGUCAGCACCCCCAGCGUGGAGGUGAAGCUGCCCACAGUUGACGUUGACAUUCGGACCCCUGAGGCCACGCUGGAGGCGGACAUCGCCCUGGGAGGCAAGGACGUGGGGGCCAGGGACAGCAAGUUCAAGAUGCCCAAGUUCAAGAUGCCCUCCUUCGGGGGCUCCGCAGCAGGCAAAUCCAUCGAGGCCUCCAUGCACAGCGACGUGGACGUCACCUUGCCAGAGAUGCAGGCCGAUGUCUCCCUGUCCUCUGCCAAGGGAGAACUCAAGACCAGGGACCUCAGCGUCCAGCUCCCGUCCGUGGACGUGGACGUGGUGUCCGGCGUCAAGGCCAUGCAGCCCCCCGACUUCGAGAUGCCCGAAGCCACACUCCCCGACGUGGACGUCAGAGGCAGCCUCAAGGGCCACCUGCCCAAGGUGAAGACACCCAGCUUCAAGGUGCCCAAAGUCGACUUCAAGGGCCCCCAGGUGGACAUCACGGCCCCCAAACUGGAUGUGAAAGGCGCCAAGGCCGACGUCAGCACCCCCAGCGCGGAAGUGAAGCUGCCCACAGUUGAGGUUGACAUUCGGACCCCUGAGGCCACGCUGGAGGCGGACAUCGCCCUGGGAGGCAAGGACGUGGGGGCCAGGGACAGCAAGUUCAAGAUGCCCAAGUUCAAGAUGCCCUCCUUCGGGGGCUCCGCAGCAGGCAAAUCCAUCGAGGCCUCCAUGCACAGCGACGUGGACGUCACCUUGCCAGAGAUGCAGGCCGAUGUCUCCCUGUCCUCUGCCAAGGGAGAACUCAAGACCGGGGACCUCAGCGUCCAGCUCCCGUCCCUGGAUGUGGACGUCCCGUCCGGCGUCAAGGCCGUGCAGCUCCCAGACGUCGAGGUGCCUGAAGCCACACUCCCCGACGUGGACGUCAGAGGCGGCCUCAAGAGCCACCUCCCUAAGAUGAAGACACCCAGCUUCAAGGUGCCCAAAGUCGACUUCAAGGGCCCCCAGGUGGACAUCACGGCCCCCAAACUGGAUGUGAAAGGCGCCAAGGCCGACGUCACCACCCCCAGCGUGGAGGUGAAGCUGCCCACAGUUGACGUUGACAUUCGGACCCCUGAGGCCACGCUGGAGGCGGACAUCGCCCUGGGAGGCAAGGACGUGGGGGCCAGGGACAGCAAGUUCCAGAUGCCCAAGUUCAAGAUGCCCUCCUUUGGGGGCUCCGCAGCAGGCAAGGCCUCCGUGCACAGCGACGUGGACGUCACCUUGCCAGAGAUGCAGGCCGAUGUCUCCCUGCCCUCUGCCCAGGGAGAACUCAAGACCGGGGACCUCAGCGUCCAGCUCCCGUCCAUGGACGUGGACGUCGCGUCCGGCGUCAAGGCCGUGCAGCUCCCAGACGUCGAGGUGCCUGAAGCCACACUCCCCGACGUGGACGUCAGAGGCGGCCUCAAGAGCCACCUCCCUAAGAUGAAGACACCCAGCUUCAAGGUGCCCAAGGUCGACUUCAAGGGCCCCCAGGUGGACAUCACGGCCCCAAAACUGGAUGUGAAGGGCGCCAAGGCCGACGUCAGCACCCCCAGCGUGGAGGUGAAGCUGCCCACAGUUGACGUUGACAUUCGGACCCCUGAGGCCACGCUGGAGGCAGACAUCGCCCUGGGAGGCAAGGACGUGGGGGCCAGGGACAGCAAGUUCAAGAUGCCCAAGUUCAAGAUGCCCUCCUUCGGGGGCUCCGCAGCAGGCAAAUCCAUCGAGGCCUCCAUGCACAGCGACGUGGACGUCACCUUGCCAGAGAUGCAGCCCGAUGUCUCCCUGCCCUCUGCCCAGGGAGAACUCAAGACCGGGGACCUCAGCGUCCAGCUCCCGUCCCUGGACGUGGACGUCGCGUCCGGCGUCAAGGCCGUUCAGCCCCCCGACGUCGAGGUGCCCGAAGCCACACUCCCCGACGUGGACGUCAGAGGCGGCCUCAAGGGCCACCUGCCCAAGGUGAAGACACCCAGCUUCAAGGUGCCCAAAGUCGACUUCAAGGGCCCCCAGGUGGACAUCACGGCCCCAAAACUGGAUGUGAAGGGCGCCAAGGCCGACGUCAGCACCCCCAGCGUGGAGGUGAAGCUGCCCACAGUUGACGUUGACAUUCGGACCCCUGAGGCCACGCUGGAGGCAGACAUCGCCCUGGGAGGCAAGGACGUGGGGGCCAGGGACAGCAAGUUCAAGAUGCCCAAGUUCAAGAUGCCCUCCUUCGGGGGCUCCGCAGCAGGCAAAUCCAUCGAGGCCUCCAUGCACAGCGACGUGGACGUCACCUUGCCAGAGAUGCAGCCCGAUGUCUCCCUGCCCUCUGCCAAGGGAGAACUCAAGACCGGGGACCUCAGCAUCCAGCUCCCGUCCCUGGACGUGGACGUCGCGUCCGGCGUCAAGGCCGUUCAGCCCCCCGACGUCGAGGUGCCCGAAGCCACACUCCCCGACGUGGACGUCAGAGGCGGCCUCAAGGGCCACCUGCCCAAGGUUAAGACACCCAGCUUCAAGGUGCCCAAGGUCGACUUCAAGGGCCCCCAGGUGGACAUCACGGCCCCAAAACUGGAUGUGAAGGGCGCCAAGGCCGACGUCAGCACCCCCAGCGUGGAGGUGAAGCUGCCUACAGUUGACGUUGACAUUCGGACGCCUGAGGCUACGCUGGAGGCGGACAUCGCCCUGGGAGGCAAGGACGUGGGGGCCAGGGACAGCAAGUUCAAGAUGCCCAAGAUCACGAUGCCCUCCUUCGGGGGCUCCGCAGCAGGCAAGGCCUCCGUGCACAGCGACGUGGACGUCACCUUGCCAGAGAUGCAGCCCGAUGUCUCCCUGCCCUCUGCCCAGGGAGAACUCAAGACCGGGGACCUCAGCGUCCAGCUCCCGUCCCUGGACGUGGACGUCGCGUCCGGCGUCAAGGCCGUUCAGCCCCCCGACGUCGAGGUGCCCGAAGCCACACUCCCCGACGUGGACGUCAGAGGCGGCCUCAAGGGCCACUUGCCCAAGGUUAAGACACCCAGCUUCAAGGUGCCUAAAGUCGACUUCAAGGGCCCCCAGGUGGACAUCACGGCCCCAAAACUGGAUGUGAAGGGUGCCAAGGCCGACGUCAGCACCCCCAGCGUGGAGGUGAAGCUGCCCACAGUUGACGUUGACAUUCGGACCCCUGAGGCCACGCUGGAGGCGGACAUCGCCCUGGGAGGCAAGGACGUGGGGGCCAGGGACAGCAAGUUCAAGAUGCCCAAGUUCAAGAUGCCCUCCUUCGGGGGCUCCGCAGCAGGCAAAUCCAUCGAGGCCUCCAUGCACAGCGACGUGGACGUCACCUUGCCAGAGAUGCAGGCCGAUGUCUCCCUGUCCUCUGCCAAGGGAGAACUCAAGACCAGGGACCUCAGCGUCCAGCUCCCGUCCGUGGACGUGGACGUGGUGUCCGGCGUCAAGGCCAUGCAGCCCCCCGACGUCGAGAUGCCCGAAGCCACACUCCCCGACGUGGACGUCAGAGGCGGCCUCAAGGGCCACCUGCCCAAGGUGAAGACACCCAGCUUCAAGGUGCCCAAAGUCGACUUCAAGGGCCCCCAGGUGGACAUCACGGCCCCAAAACUGGAUGUGAAGGGCGCCAAGGCCGACGUCAGCACCCCCAGCGUGGAGGUGAAGCUGCCCACAGUUGACGUUGACAUUCGGACCCCUGAGGCCACGCUGGAGGCGGACAUCGCCCUGGGAGGCAAGGACGUGGGGGCCAGGGACAGCAAGUUCAAGAUGCCCAAGUUCAAGAUGCCCUCCUUCGGGGGCUCCGCAGCAGGCAAAUCCAUCGAGGCCUCCAUGCACAGCGACGUGGACGUCACCUUGCCAGAGAUGCAGGCCGAUGUCUCCCUGUCCUCUGCCAAGGGAGAACUCAAGACCGGGGACCUCAGCGUCCAGCUCCCGUCACUGGAUGUGGACGUCCCGUCCGGCGUCAAGGCCGUGCAGCUCCCAGACGUCGAGGUGCCUGAAGCCACACUCCCCGACGUGGACGUAAGAGGCGGCCUCAAGAGCCACCUCCCUAAGAUGAAGACACCCAGCUUCAAGGUGCCCAAAGUCGACUUCAAGGGCCCCCAGGUGGACAUCACGGCCCCCAAACUGGAUGUGAAAGGCGCCAAGGCCGACGUCACCACCCCCAGCGUGGAGGUGAAGCUGCCCACAGUUGAUGUUGACAUUCAGACCCCUGAGGCCACGCUGGAGGCGGACAUCGCCCUGGGAGGCAAGGACGUGGGGGCCAGGGACAGCAAGUUCCAGAUGCCCAAGUUCAAGAUGCCGUCCUUUGGGGGCUCCGCAGCAGGCAAGGCCUCCGUGCACAGCGACGUGGACGUCACCUUGCCAGAGAUGCAGGCCGAUGUCUCCCUGCCGUCUGCCCAGGGAGAACUUAGGACCGGGGAACUCAGCGUCCAGCUCCCGUCCGUGGAUGUGGACGUCCCGUCCGGCGUCAAGGCCGUGCAGCUCACAGACGUCGAGGUGCCUGAAGCCACACUCCCCGACGUGGACGUCAGAGGCGGCCUCAAGAGCCACCUCCCUAAGAUGAAGACACCCAGCUUCAAGGUGCCCAAAGUCGACUUCAAGGGCCCCCAGGUGGACAUCACGGCCCCCAAACUGGAUGUGAAAGGCGCCAAGGCCGACGUCACCACCCCCAGCGUGGAGGUGAAGCUGCCCACAGUUGACGUUGACAUUCGGACCCCUGAGGCCCCGCUGGAGGCGGACAUCGCCCUGGGAGGCAAGGACGUGGGGGCCAGGGACAGCAAGUUCCAGAUGCCCAAGUUCAAGAUGCCGUCCUUUGGGGGCUCCGCAGCAGGCAAGUCCUCCGUGCACAGCGACGUGGACGUCACCUUGCCAGAGAUGCAGGCCGAUGUCUCCCUGCCGUCUGCCCAGGGAGAACUCAUGACCGGGGAACUCAGCGUCCAGCUCCCGUCCGUGGAUGUGGACGUCACGUCCGGCGUCAAGGCCGUGGAGCUCCCAGACGUCGAGGUGCCUGAAGCCACACUCCCCGACGUGGACGUCAGAGGCGGCCUCAAGAGCCACCUCCCUAAGAUGAAGACACCCAGCUUCAAGGUGCCCAAAGUCGACUUCAAGGGCCCCCAGGUGGACAUCACGGCCCCCAAACUGGAUGUGAAAGGCGCCAAGGCCGACGUCACCACCCCCAGCGUGGAGGUGAAGCUGCCCACAGUUGAUGUUGACAUUCAGACCCCUGAGGCCACGCUGGACGCGGACAUCGCCCUGGGAGGCAAGGAUGUGGGGGCCAGGGACAGCAAGUUCCAGAUGCCCAAGUUCAAGAUGCCGUCCUUUGGGGGCUCCGCAGCAGGCAAGGCCUCCGUGCACAGCGACGUGGACGUCACCUUGCCAGAGAUGCAGGCCGAUGUCUCCCUGCCGUCUGCCCAGGGAGAACUCAAGACCGGGGAACUCAGCGUCCAGCUCCCGUCCGUGGAUGUGGACGUCCCGUCCGGCGUCAAGGCCGUGGAGCUCCCAGACGUCGAGGUGCCUGAAGCCACACUCCCCGACGUGGACGUCAGAGGCGGCCUCAAGAGCCACCUCCCUAAGAUGAAGACACCCAGCUUCAAGGUGCCCAAAGUCGACUUCAAGGGCCCCCAGGUGGACAUCACGGCCCCCAAACUGGAUGUGAAAGGCGCCAAGUCCGACGUCACCACCCCCAGCGUGGAGGUGAAGCUGCCCACAGUUGAUGUUGACAUUCAGACCCCUGAGGCCACGCUGGAGGCGGACAUCGCCCUGGGAGGCAAGGACGUGGGGGCCAAGGACAGCAAGUUCAAGAUGCCCAAGUUCAAGAUGCCCUCCUUCGGGGGCUCCGCAGCAGGCAAAUCCAUCGAGGCCUCCAUGCACAGCGACGUGGACGUCACCUUGCCAGAGAUGCAGGCCGAUGUCUCCCUGCCCUCUGCCCAGGGAGAACUCAAGACCGGGGAACUCAGCGUCCAGCUCCCGUCCGUGGACGUGGACGUCGCGUCCGGCGUCAAGGCCGUGCAGCUCCCAGACGUCGAGGUGCCUGAAGCCACACUCCCCGACGUGGACGUCAGAGGCGGCCUCAAGAGCCACCUCCCUAAGAUGAAGACACCCAGCUUCAAGGUGCCCAAAGUCGACUUCAAGGGCCCCCAGGUGGACAUCACGGCCCCAAAACUGGAUGUGAAGGGCGCCAAGGCCGACGUCACCACCCCCAGCGUGGAGGUGAAGCUGCCCACAGUUGACGUUGACAUUCGGACCCCUGAGGCUACGCUGGAGGCGGACAUCGCCCUGGGAGGCAAGGACGUGGGGGCCAGGGACAGCAAGUUCCAGAUGCCCAAGUUCAAGAUGCCGUCCUUUGGGGGCACCGCAGCAGGCAAGGCCUCCGUGCACAGCGACGUGGACGUCACCUUGCCAGAGAUGCAGGCCGAUGUCUCCCUGCCGUCUGCCCAGGGAGAACUCAAGACCGGGGAACUCAGCGUCCAGCUCCCGUCCGUGGACGUGGACGUCCCGUCCGGCGUCAAGGCCGUGCAGCUCCCAGACGUCGAGGUGCCUGAAGCCACACUCCCCGACGUGGACGUUAGAGGCGGCCUCAAGAGCCACCUCCCUAAGAUGAAGACACCCAGCUUCAAGGUGCCCAAAGUCGACUUCAAGGGCCCCCAGGUGGACAUCACGGCCCCCAAACUGGAUGUGAAAGGCGCCAAGGCCGACGUCAGCACCCCCAGCGUGGAGGUGAAGCUGCCCACAGUUGACGUUGACAUUCGGACCCCUGAGGCCACGCUGGAGGCGGACAUCGCCCUGGGAGGCAAGGACGUGGGGGCCAGGGACAGCAAGUUCAAGAUGCCCAAGUUCAAGAUGCCCUCCUUCGGGGGCUCCGCAGCAGGCAAAUCCAUCGAGGCCUCCAUGCACAGCGACGUGGACGUCACCUUGCCAGAGAUGCAGGCCGUUGUCUCCCUGCCCUCUGCCCAGGGAGAACUCAAGACCGGGGACCUCAGCGUCCAGCUCCCGUCCCUGCACGUGGACGUCGCGUCCGGCGUCAAGGCCGUUCAGCCCCCCGACGUCGAGGUGCCCGAAGCCACACUCCCCGACGUGGACAUCAGAGGCGGCCUCAAGAGCCACCUCCCUAAGAUGAAGACACCCAGCUUCAAGGUGCCCAAAGUAGACUUCAAGGGACCCCAGGUGGACAUCACGGCCCCCAAACUGGAUGUGAAAGGCGCCAAGGCCGACGUCAGCACCCCCAGCGUGGAGGUGAAGUUGCCCACAGUUGACGUUGACAUUCGGACCCCUGAGGCCACUCUGGAGGCGGACAUCGCCCUGGGAGGCAAGGACGUGGGGGCCAGGGACAGCAAGUUCAAGAUGCCCAAGUUCAAGAUGCCCUCCUUCGGGGGCUCCGCAGCAGGCAAAUCCAUCGAGGCCUCCAUGCACAGCGAUGUGGACGUCACCUUGCCAGAGAUGCAGGCCGAUGUCUCCCUGCCCUCUGCCCAGGGAGAACUCCAGACCGGGGAACUCAGCGUCCAGCUCCCAUCCGUGGACGUGGACGUCCCGUCCGGCGUCAAGGCCGUGCAGCUCCCAGACGUCGAGGUGCCUGAAGCCACACUCCCCGACGUGGACAUCAGAGGCGGCCUCAAGAGCCACCUCCCUAAGAUGAAGACACCCAGCUUCAAGGUGCCCAAAGUCGACUUCAAGGGCCCCCAGGUGGACAUCACGGCCCCCAAACUGGAUGUGAAAGGCGCCAAGGCCGACGUCAGCACCCCCAGCGUGGAGGUGAAGUUGCCCACAGUUGACGUUGACAUUCGGACCCCUGAGGCCACGCUGGAGGCGGACAUCGCCCUGGGAGGCAAGGACGUGGGGGCCAGGGACAGCAAGUUCCAGAUGCCCAAGUUCAAGAUGACCUCUUUCGUGGGCUCCGCAGCAGGCAAGGCCUCCGUGCACAGCGAUGUGGACGUCACCUCGCCAGAGAUGCAGGCCGAUGUCUCCCUGCCCUCUGCCCAGUUAGAACUCAAGACCGGGGAACUCAGCGUCCAGCUCCCAUCCGUGGACGUGGACGUCCCGUCCGGCGUCAAGGCCGUGCAGCUCCCAGACGUCGAGGUGCCUGAAGCCACACUCCCCGACGUGGACGUCAGAGGCGGCCUCAAGAGCCACCUCCCUAAGAUGAAGACACCCAGCUUCAAGGUGCCCAAAGUCGACUUCAAGGGCCCCCAGGUGGACAUCACGGCCCCCAAACUGGAUGUGAAAGGCGCCAAGGCCGACGUCAGCACCCCCAGCGUGGAGGUGAAGCUGCCCACAGUUGACGUUGACAUUCGGACCCCUGAGGCCACGCUGGAGGCGGACAUCGCCCUGGGAGGCAAGGACGUGGGGGCCAGGGACAGCAAGUUCAAGAUGCCCAAGUUCAAGAUGCCGUCCUUUGGGGGCUCCGCAGCAGGCAAGGCCUCCGUGCACAGCGACGUGGACGUCACCUUGCCAGAGAUGCAGGCCGAUGUCUCCCUGCCCUCUGCCCAGGGAGAACUCAAGACCGGGGACCUCAGCGUCCAGCUCCCGUCCCUGGACGUGGACGUCGCGUCCGGCGUCAAGGCCGUUCAGCCCCCCGACGUCGAGGUGCCCGAAGCCACACUCCCCGACGUGGACGUCAGAGGCGGCCUCAAGGGCCACUUGCCCAAGGUUAAGACACCCAGCUUCAAGGUGCCUAAAGUCGACUUCAAGGGCCCCCAGGUGGACAUCACGGCCCCAAAACUGGAUGUGAAGGGCGCCAAGGCCGACGUCAGCACCCCCAGCGUGGAGGUGAAGCUGCCCACAGUUGACGUUGACAUUCGGACCCCUGAGGCCACGCUGGAGGCGGACAUCGCCCUGGGAGGCAAGGACGUGGGGGCCAGGGACAGCAAGUUCAAGAUGCCCAAGUUCAAGAUGCCCUCCUUCGGGGGCUCCGCAGCAGGCAAAUCCAUCGAGGCCUCCAUGCACAGCGACGUGGACGUCACCUUGCCAGAGAUGCAGGCCGAUGUCUCCCUGUCCUCUGCCAAGGGAGAACUCAAGACCGGGGACCUCAGCGUCCAGCUCCCGUCCGUGGACGUGGACGUGGUGUCCGGCGUCAAGGCCAUGCAGCCCCCCGACGUCGAGAUGCCCGAAACCACACUCCCCGACGUGGACGUCAGAGGCGGCCUCAAGGGCCACCUGCCCAAGGUGAAGACACCCAGCUUCAAGGUGCCCAAAGUCGACUUCAAGGGCCCCCAGGUGGACAUCACGGCCCCAAAACUGGAUGUGAAAGGCGCCAAGGCCGACGUCAGCACCCCCAGCGCGGAAGUGAAGCUGCCCACAGUUGAGGUUGACAUUCGGACGCCUGAGGCCACGCUGGAGGCAGACAUAGCCCUGGGAGUCAAGGCCGUGGGGUCCAAGGAUAGGAAGUUUAAAAUGCCGAAGUUCAAGAUGCCUUCCUUUAGGGGCUCUUCUCCCAGCAAGUCUGUCAAUGAUUCUGUGUGCGGUGACCUGGAUGUUGCAGUGGGCCCUUCACCUCAGGGUUUAGCUCUUGGUGGUGUGUCUAUCCCUUCCAGUGCAGUCAGUCUUCAGCUCCAGUCUGAUCCUUCCUUCUCCGUUUCCUCUGGUCCUGGAACCCUCAUUAAGUUUCAGGAGGAUAUUCCUCAGGUUGCUGAGUCGCAUGUAUUGCUUGUGGACACCUCUGAAGGGGUCAUGGAUGGUGUUUCCAAAGCUAUCCUCGAGGGACCACUGCCAUCCCCAGUUGCUUGUCACACUGAAUCUAUCGUUUCUCUCUUUCCCACAUCAUAUGGACCUGUGACUUUUCCUAAAUUUCAUGGACCGAAGUUUCAGUAUUCGGAUCCCACAGCUAUGGGCACAGAUUCUGUGUGUAUGUCCCCCGAGGUCCCUUCCCAAACUGAGGGGACUUCAUCAGCAGUGGCAUGUGAAGUUCCCACUGAGGGUGCUGCCCGGGCAGGUAAGGGCAGUCCAUUAAAAAUGCCCAAGCUCAAGCUCCCAUCUUUUCGGUGGUCCCCCAAGAAAGGGGUCCCUAAACACCACGUGGAGGACGUAAAGCUUAGUGCGUCCACAGAAACGGACAGGCUGCAAGGGAUGCCCCAAGUUUAUAUUCACCCAAAGGAUGUCCCGCCAGAGGAGGAUGGAGAGGGGAUCAAACUAGGGCAGACUGGCCCAGUGCUGCCAGAGCUUCCUCUUCCUACGACUGAGCUCUCCCAGGCCAGGGCUGUUCUGUCGCCAGGAGAGCCACACCCUACCUUUUCUAGGACCCUGGUGGUCCAGAGUGGCAUCAAGGACCCUGACACCACAGAGCAACACAGCCUCUCUUUAGGAGAUAGUGCCUGUGCGGAAGUCUCCAAGAGGCAGCCUAUUGGGAAGCCAGUGAUCCCCACCACAGAAAACCCACUCCUGCCAUCAUGUAGACCCAAGGAUGCUGAUGUGUCAAGCACCGAGGGGGCAGCCUCUCGAGAUAGUUGGUUUAGGAUGCCUACAUUCCACCUGCCUGGCAUGCGGCGUGCUUCAUCCAAGGAGAAAGGGGAGGCUGCAGGGCUGGAAAAGGUUCCCAGACUCCUACUUGAUACCUGCAGCCCCCAAGAAGAAGCUCCUGGUAGAGCUAUGACUCAGGAGCUCCUUGGGGAAGUGGCUGUGCCCCUGCACUCCCCCAAGAGCAAUGAGGACAAGGCGUUUCCCGACAGCGCCUCCUAUGCCGAUGUGCUUCGGCGCAAUUUGCACAGUACUGGCCCAGGCUCUGGGAAGCAGCCUCUUCCAGCUGGGUCAUCUUCCCCUGUUGGGACCUGUCCAGCAGAAGGCCCCCUCCUGCUGACCCAUGCCAGCUUUUCUGAAAUCCCGGGCCCUGAAGCAGAGGCAGUGAGGAGACCUUCCACAGUGAUGGCACCUAGCCCCCAUGGCCCAGCCCCCACUUCUCUCGGUGGCAUGGGCAUAGUCUGGGAAGAUUCUGUGCUUAAAGUAAGGUUUCCCAAACUGAAGGUGCCGAGGUUCACCUUCCCUGACCCCAGCUUGGACACUGACAUUUUCAUUCCAAUGGUUCGAGAAGUGUGGCACCCUGAGAACCAUCUCCACCUCACCCUGCAGACAGAGAACCCUGAAAUCUGGGGUGCAACCAUCCUGAAGGAGAGUGCAGGGCACUGCAGGGAGCAACUAAAGGACUGCCACCUCCCCUCAGAAGUGCCCCCCAUUUCUAAGGUGAGAGUGCGCAUUCAAGGUGCUCAGGCCGAGAGCCAUGCAGUCACCAUCCACAGCAGAGCCCUGGCAGGCUCGGCUGAUCCCUGGGGACCCAAGACCUUUACUACGGAGACUGUAUGCGAGUUGGAGACCCCAGCCUCACAGAAGGCCUCCUAUGGAUUUUCCCCGCUGAAGGGGAGAAACCCAGAGCCCACUCUCCAGACAGGUGUGAGCCUUGGGGCUCACGAAACUCCCAGAGAGGUAGUCCUGAGUGCUGACUCUCAAGAACCAUUUGAAGUGGUGUCCAGCGACAGGGAGGCAACAGCUGGCUUUGAAGUUGGCUCUGGUGCCCAAUGUGCCGAGAGCUGUUCUGAUGAGGAGCCUGCAGAAAUUCUUGAAUUUCCCCCUGAAGACAGCCCGGGGGCAACCCUGGCAGAACACAUUCCCCCAAAAGAGAAACCAGAAAGUAAAAGGUCUUCUGGGCUCUUCAGGUUUUGGUUCCCAAACAUCGGGUUUUCUCCAUCGGCCCCUGAGGAGCCAGUUGCUGCCUCUGGAGCCCAAAUACAGCAAACGGGCCCAGUUCAGAAGCAGCCCGAGGCCCGGCCUGAAUCAAGACUGCCUGGCAAGCAGGAGAAGGCAGGCUGGUUCCGGUUUCCCAAACUGGGGUUCUCCUCCCCUCCCGCUGAGAAAUGCCAAGCCACUGAGGAUGAGGCAAGUCUAGCAGAGCACAACCUCCAAGAUGAAGCAGCCACCUUUUUUGAUGCCCGAGAAACGUUCUCUCCGGGAGAAGAGGAAGAGGAGGAGCUGACCCAUGAUGCACACACAGCUGCAUCCUCAGCGAGGACCAAGUGA